Molecule: messenger RNA, 1640 nt
Organism: Arabidopsis lyrata subsp. lyrata
Lineage: Eukaryota; Viridiplantae; Streptophyta; Magnoliopsida; Brassicales; Brassicaceae
Exons: 3
Coding region: 396-1388 (330 amino acids)
Source: RefSeq, a predicted model, not a curated record
AAUAACGUAUUAUCUACGUUUGCUUUUUAUAACGAAUAAUCCAUGUUGUACAUAAAGAUAAAUUAAUUGAUGUUUCAAAAGUGAUUUUAAAUAGAAAAAUACAUAUAUUUUUUGGUAAAAAGGAUUUCAGAUAGACAGCACUACACUAAUGUCUAAACAUUUUCAAAAAUACUAUACAUGAAACAUUUUUUAUUUAUUAAAAGAUUAUCUCCCAAAUUGUCUCUAAUUUUUACUGUUAGCAUUGCGUCAUAAAGUUACAAUAUAGAAUAAAUAGUGGGAUCAUGUUUUAGUCUCUCACACCACCAUCCAUCAUCACUAAUAAGCUUCUUCUGCUCAAAGUUGGUUGAGCCAACUCCUUCCGUUUUCUUCUUCCUCAAGACAAACCAGCUCUUGCAAUGAAAAAGCAGUCGAAGGAGAACGCUCUCGCUCUUCAGCAGGAGAAUCUCGACCUUGAGAACCCUGAACCUUCUCGAUCCUCCGGUGGUCGGAGCUGUUCCUCUGCUUUCUCUCGUCUCGUUGGUUUCCGAUGUCUCAUCGUUUUGGUCCUAAGCUGUGCGAUUCUUCUCUCUGCGAUCUUCUGGCUGUUUCCGCGUCGAUCGGUGUCUGAAUUCAAAGCUGAUGGGACAGUUAAACUCAAUGCUUCAGUACAAGCUUCCUUUAGACUUAAAAAACCAGUUUCUGAAGUUGUUUCCCAUAAAGGAAAACUAGAGCAUGAUAUCCUUCGGAGCAUAGGUCUUUCGAACAGCAGCAAGGUGACUAUACUGUCUCUGAAUCAAUCAGGUGCAUCAAACUACACAGAUGUGGAGUUUGCAGUUCUUCCUGUCCCUCCUGACCAUGAAAUAAGCAAUCACUCGUUAAGCUUACUGCGAUCAUCUUUUGUUAAGCUGUUUGCUAAAAGAUCGAAGCUGAAACUCACCACAAAAGGUUUCGGGAAGCCAACUUCUUUUCAGGUUUUGAAAUUUCCUGGGGGAAUAACUGUAGAUCCACUGGAGCCUAUCCCUGCCUCUGGACUAGCAAUGGUUCUGUUUACCGGUACUAUCAAAAUUUCGAUAUCUAAGGUACAAGAUAGAGUGGAUCAGCUAAAUGGUCAACUUGAGCAUAUGUUGAGUUUGGGGCUAUAUGAGAGUAUUCAUUUCCAAUUCACAAAUAAACAAGGAUCUACCAUAUCACCACCGGUAACUCUUCAGGUUUGUGUUGCUUUCACCAUGAGAAGACAUCUUCAGCAGAGAUUGGACCAUUUUGCUCAGAUCAUUCAAACAUCCCGUGCUAAAAAUCUCGGUCUAGACGAGGCAGUUUUUGGAGAAGUCAAGAAUAUAACUUUCUCAACAUACCCGGAUGGCAAAGUUCUUGAUUCUGAUUUGGAAUUGGCACCAGCGCCAAAUCCUUGAUUCUGAUAUGAAGCUUCUUACCAAACUUGACAUGGCAGUUUAUCUUUACCUAUUUUAGGUACCUAAUAAUUCUUUUAGCAAGGACGUGUUAUUAAUGUCUCUUGUCUAAUAUAUUAGAGAUCGGUGACUAGUAGAUAGCACCAUCUCACUUCUAAGUAAUUUCUGGCAGAAUCUAGUUAGCUUUAGAACUAAUUGUCUCAUCGAGUUUGUAUGAAACAAAGUUCUUUAUUCUAAUGAGAUGCAGCUUGAGUU